AUGGCUCUUUCGUCUUUUGACGAAAGUGUUAGUGAUAAAGUUUCGGAGACGGGAAAUAUUGAAAAUGGACGGUCGAUUUUGUUCACUGACCCUGGGGUUCAAAACUCAUUCGUCGCCAGUCCAACAAUGGAAGAACCACCAGCGCGCCGGAGGACAAUGUCCCAACCAGGACCUAUAUCUGGAAGUCUCCAGACCGCUAUAGCUGCACGCGCGAAGCGGCGAUUGCGUAGCGUCAUGUACGCUGAUGAUGCUGAAGUAAGCCCGGACAAAUUGAAUAAGCUAAGUGUGGUCAUCAGAGAUGAUUAUUCCAUACCACCUGCGACACCUGCUAGCGAAAGAAACAGUCAAAGCCCUUACAUCUAUAACAACAGAAAUGGUGACAUAAAAUCGCUAAGUAAGUAA
Molecule: messenger RNA, 402 nt
Organism: Pieris macdunnoughi
Lineage: Eukaryota; Metazoa; Arthropoda; Insecta; Lepidoptera; Pieridae
Source: the annotation of a GenBank genome assembly